Messenger RNA from Alosa alosa (allis shad), 2020 nucleotides. It is a transcript of the gene timm23b, whose product is annotated as translocase of inner mitochondrial membrane 23 homolog b (yeast). The transcript has 7 exons. Gene Ontology annotation, molecular function: transmembrane protein transporter activity. The record is from RefSeq and is a predicted model, not a curated record. Bases 453 to 1082 code for a protein of 209 amino acids. Gene Ontology annotation, cellular component: mitochondrial inner membrane; TIM23 mitochondrial import inner membrane translocase complex. Gene Ontology annotation, biological process: protein import into mitochondrial matrix. NCBI's taxonomy places the organism in Eukaryota, Metazoa, Chordata, Actinopteri, Clupeiformes, Clupeidae.
CAAAACACAUUAACGCUAGCCUAAACAUGUCAGGUGGACGUCUGGCUGUGUCAACAUAGCUUUUCCAUAACGUUAUACUGUAUGAGGGUAUAGAUGCAAUAUUGUGCCACAUAUUAUUAUAUAAUGCAUGCCGUUCUCUGUAAUAUCUGCAUUUUAUCUUGCAACCUAAGUUAUUCCGUGGCUAUAAGCGUUAUCGUUAACUGAUUUAGCAUAUCUUUUUUUAUCUUCACAGUUAAUAAACUUCACUUGCUGGAAAGGGACGAGCGGUCAGAUUGUUUCAUUCUGACCUUGCUAUCCUGAUAGCCAAGCUUUAAGUAACCGGAAUAGAUUUAUCUUAAGUGGUUGGCUGACACUAAUAAUAGUCACUGAGCUGGUAAUUGGAACAGUGCUAAGUUAGAGCAGCGGAGUGCUAGUCGUUAGCUAAUCAACUACCCAUUCAGAACAUAACCAGCAUGGACGACAACACAUCAUCAUCAGGAGAGUCCAAAAGCGGUCUCACCGGACUUCUCCGGGGGACCACACCUGGGUACUCCAACACGGAUCUAGCUGGUGUUCCAUUGACUGGCAUGAGUCCCCUGUCGCCAUACCUGAACGUAGAUCCAAGAUACCUUUUACAGGACACUGACGAGUUCAUUCUGCCCACGGGUGCCAACAAGACGAGAGGGCGCUUUGAGCUGGCCUUCUUCACCAUCGGGAGCUGCUGCAUCUCAGGUGCUGUGUUUGGAGCACUUAACGGGCUCUGUAUGGGGUUGGCGGAGACCAAAGACAUGUCAUGGUCCAAGCCACGGAACGUGCAGAUCCUGAACCUGGUGACCCGCCAGGGGGCCACCUGGGCCAACACACUGGGCUCUGUGGCCUUGUUGUACAGUGUAUUUGGAGUGGUCAUUGAGAAAGCCAGAGGAGCUGAGGAUGAUGUCAACACUGUGGUUGCCGGGACGAUGACAGGUGUGCUCUACAAAUCACCAGGUGGCAUAAGGACUGCGGUACGUGGGGGGCUGGUGGGUCUGGCUCUGACGGGGGGCUACGCGCUCUACAACAACUGGCACCACCUGAAGGGCAGCAGCUCCCACAGCCGCUACUGACCACGAGCAUGCUGGGAUACUGGAGGACCGCCGAGAUGCCUCCAGAUGCAACGCUGCUCGCCAUCAUGCAUUAAUCUGAUUGGUCAGCUUGCUAUCAUACAUUAAUCUGAUUGGUCAGCUCGCUAUCAUACAUUAAUCUGAUUGGUCAGCUCGUCAUCAUGCAUUAAUCUGAUUCUUCUUUGCACUCAUCGAUAAGCCAACUCCACAAGCGCCUCUCACCUACCAAUGGGAAUCCAUCUGGUCAUCAGUGAUGCUAGCACCCAAAAGUACGGGUCACACAGACCUGUAGAUUAAAUAGCUGUGCAUUGCGUGUGUGUCUCUGACAGCAGGACUUCAAGUUCUCAGGGCCAACAAGCACAGGGUAAAGCCCUGAUGCAGUUGUGUGUGCGUGUAUUUGAGUGACAGUCUUAAGUUCUGCUCCCCUGUAAUUUUGCUGCUUUCUCUGAUAGGAGAGAUAAAUAAAGCUUUGGCUUAUUUCUAUUCAUUUCAUAAAUGAAGGUCCUCUGUAAGAGGUAAGGUAUGUGAUUUAUAAAUGUCUAAGUGCACUAACUCCAGACCAGGAGGCCUGGAUUUGUCCCUGAUCUCUGGCUACUGAAAUGAAAAUGUAUCCUUGUAACAUGGUUUUGAUCUUUGAGCAUGCUUUAAUAAGUGUUUUUAAAAUUCUAUAAGCACUGUUUUGAUCUUUGAGUAUGCUUUAAGCAGUGUUUUGAGUAUACUUUAAGCAGUGUUUUUUAGUAUGGUUUAAGCAGUGUUUUGAGUAUGCUUUAAGCAGUGUUUGAGUAUGCUUUAAGCAGUGUUUGAGUGUGCUUUAAUCGGUGUUUUGAGUAUGCUUUAAGCAGUGUUUUAUGUAUGCUUUAAUCAGUGUUUUAUGUAUGCUUUAAUCAGUGUUUGAGUGUACUUUAAGCAGUGUUUGAGUAUGUAUGCUUUAAUCAGUGUUU